AAGCUAGCUGCAAUGUUUCUACCUAAAACUGAAACUGCGAUUCCGGUGUUCGUUCCGGACCCUGAAGCUUCAUAUCAAGCAUACAUGAUGAAGCAGUUGCCAGAAGGACUGUGGACAACCAGUAUUUGCGAGUGUUACGAGGAUCUUUCUAAUUGUUUCUUUACCUGCUUGUGUCCAUGCAUCACCAUGGGACAAAACUCCGAGAUCGUCAACAGAGGAGAAAUAUCUUGCAGAUGGGCAAGCCUCCUUCACGUUGCUACGGGGGUUGUGCUGUUUGGGUGGAUAUUUGGUUCGACAAACCGUACAAGCUUGAGGCAACACUUCUCGUUGCCAGAGUCACCAUUGCCGGAUUGGUCCACUCACCUUCUGUGCAUGUGGUGCGCUCUUUGUCAAGAGCACAGGGAACUCCGAACCCGCGGAGCUGAUCCAAGCUUAGGUUGGGAGGGGAAUGUGUCCAAGUGGAAAGAGGAAGCAAUGACUCCCCCCAUUGUGGUACCUCGCAUGGUACCCUAGCGGAACAGGCUGUGUUUGUG
Molecule: messenger RNA, 533 nt
Organism: Theobroma umbraticum
Lineage: Eukaryota; Viridiplantae; Streptophyta; Magnoliopsida; Malvales; Malvaceae
Product: PLAC8 family protein
Source: RefSeq, a predicted model, not a curated record